AUGACGCCUCUUGAGGUGUUCAUUCAGAAGGCGUUGAUGUUUCUGCUACGGUGCACCGCCAUAUACCAGGAAUUGCAGCCGGAUAGGGCGACCAUCCAUGUGGUGACUAUGGACGGGGGGAAGGUGCAGAAGUUCCGCUACGAAUUGGACACGGCGACCGAGAGGUGAGUUUGAAGGGGUACACUGGCAGUCCGCCCGAGACGUCGUCGGGCUGAGCCUGCAUCGUGCGAAAGAAGUCAGAGUGAGCGACAUCCGAAAAGAGCCAUUUGCACUGUGCGAGCAGAGAGUGCGCAGUGCAAAGGGAACUUUCUCACCGUUCAUGUCGCCGGACUGAAAUCGAAAAUGAUUUUUUGCAUGUUUUGCUGCUUUCUGCAUUGUGCAAAUCGCUUUUUUUGGGCUGUCGCUCGCCCUCUGACUCUUUUGCACGGUGCAAACGUCAAAAAAUGUUGCCCGGAGUUGCUCGUCCACCCUCUGCGAACUGAAUGGCGGGCUGCGCCGGGAACCCGGCCCUUACCGCAAAUUUUUUUCAAGGAAAGUACUUUUAUGGGGGGCUCCUACUUUUCGACGGGACAUAUCUCAAAAAGUCCGAAAAAUUGUGCUGAUCAAGAAUAUACAGGGUGGGCCACUAAAACCUUCCGUCCUCUUUUUUUAGAUUUCUCCGCGGAGACUCCGCCGAUUUUCAUGAAAUUUAGAUUUUUCUGGAGCUGAGAUGCGCCAUUUUCAACCGAUUGAAUUUCAGGAAAAAAUAUUUUGAAUUGACUUUGCUAUGCCUUCCCAAAGUUUUUGAAAAUUAUUUUCCAGCCGAAACCGCUAAAACUUUGAAAAUUUUUGGAAUGAUUUUCAAUUGACUUUGUCGGACUUGGAAAAUUUCGCGCUUUUUUGGUAAAAUCGUGGAGUAAAAAGUUCCGUACGCUUUCUCUAAACUUUGUUUAAAGCAAGUUAAAAGCAAAAAAAGUGUUGUCUGUAUUACCGUUAGGGUAUGAAUGUUGAAAAAAAAAUUUUUUUCAACAAGAGUGAAAAAGUCCACAUUAAGGCUACAAGCCAUGGCUUGGCGCAUUGAGGCUUGGAGCCAGGCUCGAUUGAAGUUAAACCAUGCCCACGAUCCGCAAUUCGAGCUGUUCUUAAUUUUCAAAGCCCCUACAAGUUCGUGCUGCAAGAGGAGGUGGACACGCCAAACUCAGAUAGAAAUAUUAAUAAUCAAAUUGUUAAAUAAAUUAGUAUUUACAACAGUAUUUUGCGAAUAUAUGAGGCAAAACAAGUAAGAUUUCACCCAAAAACCCGAAAAAAUGAUCGAGUUUUCAAAAUCAUUCCAAAAAUUUCCUAAGUUUUUGCGGUUUCGGCUCGAAAAUAAUUUUCAAAAACUUUGGAAAGGCAUAGAAAGGUCAAUUCAGGAUAUUUUUUUUUCAAAUUCAACCGGUUGAAAAUGGCGCAUCUCAGCUCCAGAAAAAUCUAAAUUUCAUGAAAAUCGGCGGAGUCUCCGCGGAGAAAUCUAGAAAAAGAAGACGGAAGGUUUUAGUGGCCCACCCUGUACAAAAAUCAGAUGCCCAUUUUUGAGUUUAAGGGUCGAAAAUGCUCAAAAGCUGCCUAGAUUUGUCAGCAAAAGGCGCAGGCAUUGAAAAAAAGCCAAACGAUAAAAAGCGCGGUCGGUCUCUUCCGGAAGAGAACAGCGUGGAGUGGCUAGUGCCACAGUCUGGAAACCAAGAGGGGGAAUGCCGCACGGGUUCGAUUCCCCUUUUGGUCUGAAUCAACUUUUUUGAAGUUGAAGGUCUGAAAAAUAAACUUUUGUGCCAAGACUGAUUUAUUACGCCUCAAUAAAAAAACAUAAUUUUAAGCUAAAAUGAAGUUUGUAAACCUGUGAAAAUUAAGCGAAAAGGGGCUUAUAUAGGACUUUAAAUCAACUUACGAUGGAGUUUUCACCCCUAAAAACCUAAAAUGGACAGCUAAUAUUUACAUAUCCUUGAUCAGCGUGAUCAGACGAAUUUUUUGAACUGUAUGUCUCGUAGGAGCCCCCAUAAAAGUACUUUCCUUGUUAAAUGUUACUUUUUUUUAUAUUGUUAGUUACAACUUCGAGCUCAAAGAUUUCAACGACACAAUCACUGGGAUUCAAGUUCAAAUGGUGGAAGAUGGCGGAAAAUUGAUUCUGGCUGGUCAAGUGAACGCUGGUGAUAAGUCAGUCCUUUUUCCUUCAGCGAUUUAUCGUUUGAUGAAUUUUUAGCUGCCGGGGUUUUGUCGCUAAUGGAACUGAUCUGAAGCCGGAAGGCAGGUUUGAUAAUUGCGGCAGUGUGGUCACUUACAUGCUGGAGAAAAAGCUUUACUUUAUUCGAUGUAAAACUGGCGAGUCUCUUACACUUUCCUAUGUCACAAAUCUUGAAGGCAGCCCAUUAGCGGGUGAAGAAGUCGUUGACCAAGCUGCACUUCCCUGCCAGCGGGACCUUGCCGUGAGCGAACAGCAGAAGGUGUUCGCAUUUGACAAGUCAGGCUGUAAGCAAGUGGGCGCGGAUAUCAAGAAAUGGAAUGCCACUUCCCCUGCGGAUUGCGAAAAGAAGCAGAUUGUUUUGACUGAAGGAACGGAGUCAGAGCUGUACUCCUUGGUGAGUUAUAACAAUUCUUUCUAUGAUUAUUCACAUCCCUGAUUAGCCGGGACCGAUUUGGGAAAACGGAAACUGGGGGAGAAAGAUUUUUUUCGCUUUUUGGGCUAGCCGAAACCAUAGUUCGCCCAUCUUCACAAGAUCUACAGCUAUAGUCCCUUUCGGCCUGACAUGCCCUUAGUUGACGCAUCCAACAUUUGAGACGGAGGUUAGACGCCAUUUUAGAAAGAUUCCAAAUUUUAGGCCCUCUGCGGAGAUCUUUUCAAGGCCAAUCAAGUGCAUGGGUCGGUAAAAACGACUACUGGAGCGUUUGUAAGGGUGGAAGUAUGGUUUUGGAUAGCCAAAAAAGUGAAAAAAAAUAUUUUCCCUCCAAUUGCGGUUUUCCUCGAGAGGAACCCCUCGUCGAGAGGAACCCCUCGCGAGGGGUUCCUCUCGAUUUUUCCGAAUAUAGAGGAAAUUUGUCGAUGUAGGGGGUUUCGAAGGUCGAUGUAGGGGGUUUCGAGGGCGGGGAUUUCAAAAAUGAUGUUAAUUUUUUCUGAUUUUUACUUUUUUUCUUAACUAGUAGUGUUAAAAAGUAACUUUUUGAAAUUUUUCUAAAAAUACUGGAUAUAGGGGUUUUCGAGGGUGCUGAUUUCGAAAAUCAUGUUAACUUUCCUCUUUAUAGUACUGUCUGGUACUAUACAGUACAAGGUAAAAAUUUGGCCUUUAUGCGUUAGUGGUGUUGUUCUGUUGCUUAGUACUCCUAUUUUCACCUUGUACUACACAGGUGAAAAUAGUUCACCUCGUACCAGACAGUACUAAACAGUACCAGUUAUUUAAAACGUGUUUUUGAGGAGUGCUAAGCAUCAAAACAACACCAUUAACGCCAAAAGCCAUAUUUUCACCUCGUACUGUAUAGUACCACGUAGUACUAUAAAGAGGAAAGCUAACAUGAUUUUCGAAAUCAGCACCCUCGAAAACCCCUAUAUCCAGUAUUUUUAGAAAAAUUUCAAAAAGUUACUUUUUAACACUACUAGUUAAGAAAAAAAGUCAAAAUCAGAAAAAAUUAACAUCAUUUUCGAAAUCCCCGUCAUCGAUUACCUCUAUAUCCAACAUUUCCUACUCGGGGGUUCCUCUCGACGAGGGGUUCCUCUCAACGAGGGGUUCCUCUCGACGAGGGGUUCCUUUCGAUGGCAUUCUCCAAUUGCCGUUUGCAAUUGACGACUUUCCCUCCUUGCCAAAUUUCUUUUCUUUUCAGUACUACCUGUCGCUGGUCUUCCAGGAGGACUGCCCGUUGUACACGGCGCUCCUGGAAGAGCACAAGAGUGAGCUCAUGAACGCCUACGUGAAACUGGUCAAGACUUCGGCGGGUACUUCGACGUAAGUUUUCAAACAUUGCAUUUUGAGGCUCGACUUUCCGGGUCGACGAUUCUUUGAGUCGCCUCGCACGUCAAACUGAGAUAGGCUAGAACGGUGAAUAGGUUGGCAAUUCGCCGAAAAAGACGCGAAAAAACUUUUGGUCGGGGAAGAAAUGGGGAUUCUUUGGGGCGAGAGAGUAUGUUUUUGCGCGUCUUUUCUCUGACUUCUCUGUGAAACCAAGACGAAGUGCAAAAAAAACCGAUAGCGAAGAGUCUAUUCCGGUCAGCGAACUUCUCAGUUUGGCGUUCCUCGAUUUGCCGUUGUAUGCAUGGUUAGGAGAGGGCAACCAAAAUAACAAGAUUGAUCGAGUCGUAGGAGAGACCUAGCAGAUUCUGUGUUCACCCGAACUGUCGCAGACUCUGAACGCGUGUCUUUCUGGACCUUUAUUUUAAUUGUUCAAUGGUUUCAGCAUUGCAAACGAAACAACGGACAAUUUCUUUGAAAACAACCAGCCAGCAGUUUUUGGUUCCAGCGUUUGUGCUUUUGUGAUCUUUCUCAUCCUGGUGGGUGGUGUUCUCCUUUUCGCCUACGUAAGGUUUUCUACGUUUCUAAAUCGUAUUUCACACAAAUUCGCAACACACGCGCAACUUUUUUCAGAAAAAACGCAAACUACUGCCUGAAGAGGAAGACGAGGAGUAA
Molecule: messenger RNA, 4625 nt
Organism: Bursaphelenchus xylophilus (pine wood nematode)
Lineage: Eukaryota; Metazoa; Nematoda; Chromadorea; Rhabditida; Aphelenchoididae
Source: the annotation of a GenBank genome assembly